Monopterus albus (swamp eel) is the source of this 1243-nucleotide messenger RNA. RefSeq names its product NK2 transcription factor related, locus 9 (Drosophila) (gene nkx2-9). NCBI's taxonomy places the organism in Eukaryota, Metazoa, Chordata, Actinopteri, Synbranchiformes, Synbranchidae. Gene Ontology annotation, molecular function: RNA polymerase II cis-regulatory region sequence-specific DNA binding; DNA-binding transcription factor activity, RNA polymerase II-specific. The coding region runs from base 122 to 844 and encodes 240 amino acids. Gene Ontology annotation, cellular component: nucleus. Gene Ontology annotation, biological process: cell differentiation; regulation of transcription by RNA polymerase II. The transcript is spliced from 2 exons. The record is from RefSeq and is a predicted model, not a curated record.
UGCACACAGCGCUGGUGUUUGGACAGCGCGUAAAGUAGAGAGGAUCCGCUGCGUUUUGUCUCGUCCUUGGAUAAAACGUGUUAUUUUGAGUGCUGGCCUCCUUUAACGAAAAACAAACCGGAUGGCUGCAGCGACCAAGUUCAAUUUUUCUGUGAGGAGCAUCCUGGAUUUGCCUGAGCAGGAUACGGAGGUAGCACCGCGGUCGUCCCCGGUCUACUCCUCCUGCUCCUCCAGCUCUCCCUACAUCUCCUGGGUGGACUGCGACCGGAGCCUUUCUUCCGAUGAAGGCAGUCUCGAGGCCUCUCCCGACUCAACCAAACCGGAUGACUCGUCCCUGGACUCGGAGCCCGACAAGAGCAAAAAGAGCAAGAAGCGUCGAGUUUUGUUCUCCAAGGCCCAGACUUUGGAGCUGGAGAGGCGCUUCCGUCAGCAGCGCUACCUAUCCGGCCCAGAAAGGGAGCAGCUGGCCCGGCUCCUCAGCCUGACCCCGACCCAGGUGAAGAUUUGGUUUCAGAACCACCGGUACAAAAUGAAGAGAGGCCGGGCAGAAGGAGCGCUGCAGGAUGUGGAGAUAGCGCAUCCUCCAGUGCUACGCAGGGUCGUUGUUCCGAUCCUGGUCCGGGAUGGGAAACCUUUUCCCUCCUGCUUAGUCGACACAGAGAAACCUGGCUGUUUACAUCUUCCCUCUCAGGCAGCUCCCUUCUCCUUGGCCUACCCCUCUCUUCAGCAUCACUCCCCGGUCGCUCUUCCUCCCAGGUACCAGCACUUACCCACCGCCGCGGCCUCCAGAUUCGCCUGGAGGGACUUUUGGAGCGACUCGGUCCACUUUAACUCUUUCAAGUAAAAGGCCUCAUGUCAGUGCACAAACCUAUUUAGAAUUGUAUCAAAUGUUUUAUUGAAAGUUUUUCAAAUUUUCGAGCAGCUCAAGCGUUUAUAUUUUUCACUGUAGAACAAAAGAUAUUUUGCACAUUUUAUUUUGAUAUUUUGCGCGUCUGUGCCUAUUUUUACAACUCUGAUAUUUUCUCACAUAUGCGCUGGUAUAGCCUGUAGAUUUUUAAUUAUCCGGCGUUUAAACAUAUUUGUAUAAAUAAGUGUUGUUGAAGGUAAAAAUGUACAUUAGGCUGCAAUAGGCGGUGAUAGAAGAGGUAGCAGCAACAUUAUUAUUAUAGCCGGAAUGUUGGAAGGAAAAUAAUGCUAUUUGUUGUCUUUAAGGAGAUGUUGUGUGAAGGAUUUAACUGUUUCU